UUUUACCUACAAAAUAUUCCCAAAAUAUCUUAACAAAAUUAUGUAGGAUAUAUUUCAGGUUAUGGCAAAAUUAAAAUGGGUUUCAACGCGAUAUUUUCAAAACCAGCUGGUUUCGAAAAGAAUUCUUAAUUAGAUUUUCACAGGAGCCCGAAGGCUUUUCAAUAAUUCCUUCUUACCUGUUGUCCUCGUUUGCAACCCCCUCCUAUGAUUUACAAAUGCAUAUUAUUCCAGUUGCAUGUAUGAAUAAAUUAAGCCGGUUGACGACGAUCGUUGCCAAAAUAAGGUACACUACUAGUUGCUAAAAAAUCUGCAGUCGGAUACAAUUCGAUAUAUCAAUUAUAUAUUAAAUAUUAAUGCAGUUUUAUCCGCUAACUUCAACUGCUUUUUAGUUGUGUUGUGCAUCGUUGCUAUGCACAAUUUGAACUUUGGGAAAGAUGGAACAGAUAUUUCACUAUCUUGCUGCAGUAUUUACAAGAUUUCUCUUCCUUAUUCACGCUGUUUUGAUGAUCUGCUGGCUUGUUCUUAUCAAGGGUAAUGGAUUUUAUUUCGUGUUUUUGGUGCUUUUGGUGGCUCUUGUCCUUGAAACAGUUUAUACUGUGGUGUUUCGUAAAGGACACGAGCACAAUGGAUUUUGUCUUAGUAUGUUUCUCUAUCUACUGGCUGUGAUUCCCUGCGACUGGAUCGCAAAAAGAGAGGUUCUCAAGUGCAUAGUAGAGACAAGAGCGCAGAAUCCUGGCUCCGUCUGUAAGAACGCUAUAAAUUCAAGUAUUGGAAAGGCCUUGAUGUCAGUAUUCCCCAACUCAGACGACGAGGUCGUCAUCUACACAUUAGAACAAGCCUUAGUUCUCAUUCUCGUCAUUGGCCGCUGGCUUCUGCCCAAAGGAACCUUAUCGCGCGACCAACUAUCUCAACUUUUAUUAGUCUACGUUGGAGUGGCAGCGGAUAUCAUAGAGUUCACCGAGAUCAUUAAGGAAGAUGAGAUCCGCAACGCAAAAAUGCUGAUGAACAAGCAUUUCGUUAACGCAGUCAUACUCUUCUGGAGUAUCAGUCUCUUCCAGUUCACUCUCACCAUUUCAGCUACCGAGAGAAGCGCCCAACGAAUCGAGAAAGAAAAAGCGCAACUUCAAGAAGAGAUCAAAAAGCUCAAAGACCUCGAGAAAGCUAGGAGAAGAAACCAAAUUGCGCCUGCUUUGUACACUUAUAAGCGGUCUGCUUCCCAUCACAGUGUCGAAGAAAUCAAGCUAAAAUAUAUUCACACUAAGAAUGGACUCGGAGUGAAGCCAGAUACCCAAGAGAGUCUGGACGAAGACUCGGAAAAGGCAAAUGACGCUACAGGGCGUCCAAGGGGAUAUUUCUUUCGUCUCAAGGGAUUUUUAGUUGCAUUCGUCGCAAAAUGUCAGGACUAUGUCGAACUCGUUAACCUUCUUGUGCCUUUAAUGAUGCAGGAUGGUCCUUAUCUUACCAUCCGACUUAUCGCAAUCGCAUACUACAAAGUCAGUCACAGCACAUUGUACUUUUUAACCGUUAAGAAUGCUCUGGUGGUGAUGCUUCAAGUAUACCGAAUUUUCGUACUUUACUACAAGCCGCCUGAUGAUGAUUCGGAUGAGAUCUCAGAGUUCGACCAUUCGACGCGAUUGACAAACGUCCAGACUGCCAUCAAGAGUGUACAACAGGCGCGCCUUGCAAUACGACUCGUUACCAGGCUACAAAAACAAGCUCGGUGGCAUAACUCUAGUCGAAGAUACAACGAUCUUGAAAAGGCCGAGAGUCCAUCGACCCCGAAUACAUGGUGUAGCAAAUUUUCAAACUAAAAAUAACUGUAAUAAAUCUCGCUUUCCGAUUGGUUAGUGGCGCGUGCAUUAUGGGAGCACACAGCACGCGCGUGCACUUUCUAUUGCUAUCCUAAAGAAGAGCUAUUGUAUUUCAUGAAAAGAAAUAGGAAAUUUUGCCGUGCUGUGUGCUUUACGACAAUACACGCACACAUACACACAUAAAUACACACAUACACACAACACACACACACAUACACACAUAAAUACACACAUACA
Actinia tenebrosa (Australian red waratah sea anemone) is the source of this 2048-nucleotide messenger RNA. Its product is annotated as transmembrane protein 26. The record is from RefSeq and is a predicted model, not a curated record. Lineage: Eukaryota; Metazoa; Cnidaria; Anthozoa; Actiniaria; Actiniidae.